Molecule: messenger RNA, 3862 nt
Organism: Physella acuta
Lineage: Eukaryota; Metazoa; Mollusca; Gastropoda; Physidae
Product: protein RCC2 homolog
Biological process (GO): negative regulation of GTPase activity
Cellular component (GO): membrane
Molecular function (GO): small GTPase binding
Source: RefSeq, a predicted model, not a curated record
CGAAUCGCUUGGCGGUUCCUGUUUCUGUACGACUUUUGUUUUGGUUUUCUUUGUCAAAAAAUUUCUUGAUAUCUCAUAGUACAGUCAUGCCUCCCAAAAAACGAACCGGGGAUACUGACUCAAAUGGGAGUACUAAAAAGCGCAAACAAACUCAAGAAGAAUCUAAACCUUCAGAGCAUGCAGAAACUACACCUCCAGAGAAAUCGGCCUUGGAAGACCGAGAAGACAACGAAGCCGAUGCAGGUGCCGAGGCAGAAAAUGACAGUGGCGUAUCAUAUAAAAUUGAGGCUCCAAUGCUUGCUGGGGAACUACUCUUCUGUGGUGCAACUAAUUGGGAUCUUGUUGGUAGAAAAGCCCUCCCUAAAGGAAUGAAAAAUCUUGGUGGGCCUAAUCUCUGGAGCCCCAACAGAAUCUCAACAUUGAAGGGAAUUAAGAUAAGGACUGUGGUUUCUGGCUGCACCUCUGCACACUGCAUAGCUAUCACAAAUGAAGGAAAGGUCUAUGCAUGGGGUCGUAAUGAAAAGGGCCAGUUGGGUUUGGGAAAUGUUGAGCGACAAGACAUACCUCAACUAGUCACCUUUUUUGAAGGACGAAACAUUGUGGAUGCUGCAUGUGGCCGCAAACACACUCUUUUCUUGACAGAGAGGGGAAAGGUCUAUGCUUGUGGGGAGAAUAAGAUGGGACAGUUGGGUCUUGGAAACCAAAGUGAGCAGGUCUUAACUCCAGCACUUAUACGCUACAAGGGUCCACCUGUUAGAAGAGUGUCUUGCGGGGGAGAUUUUAGUGUCAUCUCUGAUAUAAAUGGCAAUGUUUACAGUUUUGGAUGUCCUGAAUAUGGUCAGCUUGGACAUAACAGUGAUGGCAAAUACUUUGUCAAGAGCAACAAAAUAGAAUUCCAGUGUGAGAAUGUGCCAAGGGUGAUCACUGUGUUUGUUGAGAAACAGAGAGAUGGGCAGGUGUCCCCUGUCACUGAUGUUGAUGUCAGGGAGAUUGCCUGCGGUGCUAAUCAUGUUCUAAUCACAGAUAGUAAAAAGAGGGUGUUUUCUUGGGGAUUUGGUGGCUAUGGUAGACUUGGUCACUCUGAUCCUAAAGAUGAAAUGGUUCCAAGACUGUUAAAAUAUUUUGAAGGUCCAAAUCGUGGUGCUCAGAUGAUUGCUGCUGGUUCUACGUACUCACUUGCUGUUAAUGAACAUGGUGCUCUAUUUUUCUGGGGUCAAACAAAAACUUCAGGAGAGGCCAAUAUGUAUCCUAAGCUGGUUCAAGACCUCUGUGGCUGGAAGAUCAGGAGCAUUGGGACUAGCAACAAGAGCAUAGUCCUGGCAGCUGAUGAAAGUGUUGUCAGUUGGGGUCCUUCACCAUGUUUCGGGGAGUUGGGAUAUGGAGAAGGUGGAAUAAAAUCAUCUACAGUUCCCAAAGAGAUGAAGCCAAUUGAAGGUAUUUAUGUACACCAUGUGUCCUGUGGGUUCUCACAUACAUUGCUGAUAGCCAGGUGUGACUCGGAGGAGGAGCAGAAAGCCAUUGAUAAGCUGCCUGUUUAUACUCCAGGCUCCUAGAGCUGGAUUAUCUAUAGUUAGCCUGCAAAGACUUUCUUUUUAGCCUCAUUGGUUAAGUAUACAUGCUAGCCAUAUGUUACAGGGAAGAUGGUUAAAAAUACCUGGGAAAUAUGUCAUAAUGAUUGAAUUGUUGUAGAAAAAAAAGUGUCAUUUUUUAAAGUGGAAAUUUUGCUGCUAACACGUUGAGACAGAAUUUAUAGUAAUCAUAUGUACAUACUGUUUUUUAUAUUUCUCACAGCCAUCUUUGAAAAUAAGAUUGUAAAUUAUGUUAAUAAUAGUGGUCUCAUUUUAUAAAAAGUAAUAGCUGUUAAUCUUGAUCUUUGAAUCAUACACUUUUUUGUUUUUUCUUUUAUGAAAUACACUGAGGGAAAAAAAAGUAGCUUCUAUUAUAAUUCAGAACUGUACUUAAAGUAAAGUAAAAUAAUUGCAAUUUCAGUUGUUGUUUUUUUUUUUUUACCUUUUAUUUAAUUAUUUGAAUCCUGGAGCAUUUUUAUCAUAGUUGUUAAAUAAUUCCUGAUACUGGAAUAAGAAAAUUUCAACUUGGUUGUUUUGUUUUAUUCCUCUGCGACAGAGUAUUGUUGUGCUGUUAAAUUAUUUCUGUAGAUGUGUGAAUCAUUUGAGAUGUAAUUGUUUGGUUGUAAUAGAAGUUAAUUGAUCUCAUUAAAAUUAUACACAAGUUUAUGUAAAUGGUGGUGUUUUUAAAAAAAUUACAAACGAAAUGUUGCAUAACUUCUUAAAAGCUACUAAAAUCUCAGAUUGUUUGCAUAAUACCCUUACUUAGCAGCUCUUAAUAUUGCAAUAAUUAAUUGAACAAACACAAUUUCUUUCUACUGUAAGAAAUUGUUGUAUCUGAAUAUAGUGUGCCAUUAGUUUAUGUAAAAGUUUGUUCCUGAUUUGUAUAAUUUUAGAACUGUUAUACAUGUUUUUGUUAGUGGUGGUAUACUGCAAGAUGUUAAAAUUGAUAUUGUUUACAAAUGGAUUUUGAAAUGUUUGAACAUACCAUAAAUAGUUUAUUUGUAUGAUUAUGAGUACAUAUUAUAUAAUUGGUAUAUUUUUGUCUGGUAUGGAGAUCAAUCAUAAACCUCUUUUUAAGCAUAAAUAAAAUUCUCGUUUAGUGCUAAGUAAUUUUAAAAUUUACUUAAUUUGCCUGUCUUUUAUUUGUUAGACUGCAGCAUCCAAGAACCACUCAGAGUUAAUGGCAUGUUUUGGGAUAAGCAAUCUCAAGCUUUGUGCAUUUUUUUUUUUUUGACUCAUGUCAUGAUUUACAUUUACUGACUAAAUCCAUUUUUUUAAGUCAGUUUGGUAGCUUUUUAAAAUUACCUGUUAGAUUGUCAGUAUUUUGAUUAUGAGAAAAGUACUCUAGUUUUACUGUAAUUUGUCUGUCAGGCUUUCUACAAAACUAGAUCUCUCAUAAAUUUUUUCAUAAAUCUAUUUAUAGGCAAUUUUUAGUGAUGUUGAUUUUGACCUGGCUGCCUUCAGUUUUUUGCUAAAUAUAAAAAGACCACUUUUUGUUACUUUACUUUUUAAAAAUUUCAUUUGUUACUUUUUAUUGUUUUUACUGUAACAAUUAUUGAUAGAAAGUCAUACUAUGUAUAAAGAAAACAUUUCUACUGCUCAUGUGUUGGUUUGUUACCUUUACAAGUGCAGUGCUUGCAUUUUUUAUCUGAAUCAUAUCAUGUGAUUAUUGUUUACUUCAUGCUUUUUUGAUGAGAGAUAAUACUAACUUGUGUUCAAAAUUUUAAAAGCUGUCGUAGCCUUAAAUGACACACACCAUGGCCUUUUGUUCUGUUGACAAGUGUUGGUUUCUACUUAGUCUGCUGGUUUGUUGGUGGGGAGGAAAAUUAUUUUGUUACACUUUUUUAAGCUUGUUAACUUCAUUUCUAUUGUUUUCAUGUUACUCAGCUUUGCUGGAGUUUGUCAGUAUUGUCUCUCAUUCAAGGUCAGAAGUUUUGACCUGGGGUCACUCUGCCCCUGGUGAAAACUUGUGCCCUUGUGUAAAAAGUGAUUUGAGGGCAGGCAGCAUUUCAUAUUUUGUUGAGUAUUUUAAAUAGAGUGUACAAAAAAAACAAACCCCACAGCCCUGAGUCAGCUGAAUGAUUGGGCUGGGUAUGCAAGGUUUUUACAGUGUUAUAUUUUCAAUGUACAUUUGUGCCCACAAGAUGGUAAUUGAUUACUGCACCACCUCAGCAUAUUGUCACAAGUCUAGUUUGCAGUCAUGUUCAUCCAUUAGCAUAGUCAUUUGUAUCAUAUGUCAUUUUUAUGUAUCAUUGUAUUUUCAUUAAUAAAAGUACAUAACUAUUUUUAAAAUA